Molecule: messenger RNA, 1773 nt
Organism: Didymodactylos carnosus
Lineage: Eukaryota; Metazoa; Rotifera; Eurotatoria; Philodinida; Philodinidae
Source: the annotation of a GenBank genome assembly
AUGUCGGGUCCACAUAAUUCGAUCGAUCCCAUACGGGAAAGAUUAGAAGAAAGAGACGAACAGUGCUUGCAAGGGGAAGAUUCAUCGCUGCAAGAUUGUAUAUCUAGAGAAAAACAAGCAGUGGAAGAAAAAGCCCGAUCCAGUGGUGGUACCAAUCAUUCUGAUGCUCAACAGAAAAUUAUUGGAAUAAAUCAAGCGCCGAAGUAUAACACAAUAUAUCAAUCUAUUAAUAACUUGGAACCAAUAAUGCUUGAUAAAGGAUUUGUGAGGGAACUGAUGAUGUUAAUCGUUAUCUGUAAAGAGAAGGAUAAAGGAUGUGAUUGGACUGGUGUAUUAAAAGACUAUCAAAAUCAUCUCAAUAAUGUUCAUAUAACAAUCCAUAACUGUAAACAUUGUAAUGAAAAAUUUUUAAGUAAAUAUGAACUGGAUGACCAUCAAAAAGGCUCAUGUACACAACUAAUGAUAUUAUGUCAGUUAGCCGUACAUGGUUGUUCAAAACAAAGAGUAUGCGAUUUUGUCUGCAAAUUUCGCCUAUCUGGCCUUCGUGAACACUAUUUGACUGAACUACAUCAAAGAUGUUUACUGUCGUAUCUUGAAGGUAACAGCAAACUACUUCAAUCACAUUUUAAUGGAAGUGAUAGAACUAUCACAAAUAGUACUUCUGAUCUGUUUAAUCUACCAUCAUUAAUGUCAACUGUCACUAGUUUCGCUACGACAAAUUCAACCAUAAACUAUUUUUACACUCAACUUCAACAACAUUAUGAGACAUUGACAUCUAUAAUGCGAAAUAAUCAAACAUUAAGCGAGGAUUCAAUUCGUUUGAAAACUGAAUCAUUACAUCACCACAAUUUAUUACAAGCAUGUCAAAACGAAAUAAAUUUAAUUAGACAAUCAAAAGCUGAAAUACAAUCAUAUAUUGCGGAUAUUGGACCUAAUUAUCAAAUAGUUCAACGUGAAUUAGCAACCUUACAGCAAAAAGUAGAAGAUUUAGAAUCAACCAGCUACGAUGGAACUAUUAUAUGGAAAAUUUCUAAUGUUUCAGAGAAAAUGGCUUAUGCUCAAUCGGAACGACAAACAUCUAUUUAUUCACCGCCAUUCUACUCGUCUCCAACUGGUUACAAAAUGCGUAUUCGUCUUUAUUUACACGGAGAUGGAAAUGCUCGUGGAACACAUAUGUCUCUCUUUUUUCUUCUCAUGCACGGUCCAUUUGAUGCAAUAUUAAAAUGGCCAUUUGAAUUUAAAGUGACAUUUUGUCUCUACGAUCAAUCUGGACAACAACGACACAUUAUUGAUUCUUUCAAACCCGACAUAAAAUCAAACAGUUUUCAAAGACCUAGAAGUGAAAUGAAUAUUGCAUCAGGAAUACCGAAAUUUUUUCCAUUACCGACGAUUUUACAUGAUGAUAAGUAUAUCAAAGGUGAUACUAUGUACAUUAAAUGUUUAAUUGAUUUUGGGAAUUUAUCUGAAAUAAUUCUUUCAUAUGCGAUAAGUUUAAAUCCUGCAUUACCUCAACAUGUUCGGCGUGACAUGAUACACGCAGAGAUUGACCGACAACGACAACUUCAGCCACAAUUUCGUAACGAAACUGUAUAUUACUCAUGUUUUGAUAACAUGUUACUAACUUCGCGAGAUGCAGUGAAUGAUGAGAAACAUCAGCAAACUGAAGACCCGAAACUUCAACAUCUUUUAUGUAUAUCAGAUGCAGUAGUGUUUUCACUGCAUCCCAAUGAUACAACAAGCGGGGAAAACUCUGACAACGAUGAGGAAAUGUAA